AGGAUCGUAAGAGAGGACAGGAAGAGAGGACAGGUAGGGGGACAGGUGAAAGGACUGGGGAGGGAACAGGUGAGAGGACAAGUGAGAUGACAGGAAGAAAUUAAGAGACAAAGAAGGAAAGGAACUCUUCAAACUGUCAGAAUCAGUUUUCUUCGCAAAGAGAGAAGACAAAUUCUCCUCAAAUUCAGCCAAAACUCUACUACUUUCUAAGCUGUUUCUGGGAAACCAAAGGAAGAAAAGAGAGAAGACACACAGGAUAGAAGAGACACAGGAGAGGAGAGAAAGAGAGCCCUGAACUCACAGGAGAGUUAAGUGUCUCUAACAACAAGAAAACAAGCAGCUCACUGUCUAACUAGCCUACCCGGAGAGAAGGAAUACUCUGCACCUCUCUGUCUGAGGAGCACGUAAGAGAGGGAAGAAACAACAAGAGAAGAGAUAAAUGAAGGAGUGAAAAGCGGGAUUCAAACUAAUCAAAGCUGCUGACGACAAGAAAAAGAAGAGUGGAAGAAGAGAGAGAUAAAAUCACAUCGAACCACUUGGAAAACAUGGAAAGGAGGGAAUGUACAUUUAUGCGUACAAGGAACUCAUAGAAGGAAGAGAAAGAGAAAGCAAUUCCAGUUUUGAGAAAUGCUGUUGUACUGGAGUCAACUGUAGUGCAGGAUCUGUAUGUCUGUCCAGCCUCCACACUGCCUAGAACGUCUGUCCAGCCUCCACACUGCCUAGAACGUCUGUCCAGCCUCCACACUGCCUAGAACGUCUGUCCAGCCUCCACUCUGCCUAGAACGUCUGUCCAGCCUCCACACUGCCUAGAACGUCUGUCCAGCCUCCACACUGCCUAGAACGUCUGUCCAGCCUCCACACUGCCUAGAAAGUCUGACCAGCCUCCACACUGCCUAGAACGUCUGUCCAGCCUCCACACUGCCUAGAACGUCUGUCCAGCCUCCACACUGCCCAGAACGUCUGUCCAGUCUCCACACUGCCCAGAACGUCUGUCCAGCCUCCACACUGCCUAGAACGUCUGUCCAGCCUCCACACUGCCUAGAACGUCUGUCCAGCCUCCACACUGCCUAGAACGUCUGAUUGGGGAUCUGGUAUUUAGACUGCAGAGCUGAAACCGCCGCUCUGUCUGUUAACCAGGUCACUGCUGUUCUGUAUAUGUAUAUAUAUAUAUUUGUCCUCAGUGUCUAAAACUGUCUAACAGAGUUGAAUGAUUUAAAUGAAUGAAAAUACGACAAUACAAUGUCUCAGGAGGAUGGUAGGAGUGUCGGGAGCGCGGGGAGCGCGGGGGCGGACAGCGAGUCGGACCACAAUGAACACCAGACCACUAUCCAGAACCAGACCUACGGUCAGGACCAAGACCAGGAUCCAGACCAGGUAUUAGAAGAUGUGAUUGUAGUACUGGACCGGAUCGCCAGUCUCUCUGUGGACAUGUUUGAGCCCAGCGACUUCAAGGGAAGGUUCACUAAGAUCAAGUCCAGAUCCAGGAAGAAAACCCAGAUCAUCAGAGCCUCUCCGGUGGGCCUAAAGCCACCCCUCCCCCCCACCAGCGGUCCCUCGUCAGAGAGGAAGGGUCCAGUCGCCAUGGUGCCUGUUACUGUGGACCCCGAGAGCAAGCCAGGGGAGUUCGUCCUCAAGAGUCUGUUCGCUAACUUCACCUCCGUCUCCGAGAGGAAGAUACGCAUCAUCAUGGCCGAACCACUGGAGAAGCCACUCAACAAGUCACUACAGAGAGGAGAGGAUCUACAGUUUGACCAGUUAAUCAGUACAAUGAGUUCUCUGGCUGAGUACUGUCUCCCCUCCAUUCUGAAGACACUGUUUGACUGGUAUAAACGACAAAAUGGACUAGAGGACGAGAGUCAUGAAUACAGACCCAGGGCCAACACCAAGUCCAAGAGUGAUGAGCAGCAGAAGGACUACUUGCUGGAGAGGAGGGAUCUGGCCAUAGACUUCAUCUUCUCCCUGGUGCUCAUAGAAGUACUCAAACAGAUCCCACUCCAUCCUCUGAUGGAUGGGUUGAUUCAGGAAGUUAUUAACCUGGCUUUCAAACACUUCAAGUACAAGGAGGGCUACCUCGGUCCCAACACAGGGAACAUGCACAUGGUGGCUGACCUCUAUGCUGAGGUGGUGGGGGUCGUCGCACAGUCCAGAUUCCCUGCUGUGAGGAAGAAGUUCAUCUCUGAGCUGAAGGAGUUGAGACAGAAGGAACAGAACCACUAUGUUUUCCAGUCUACCAUCAGCCUCAUCAUGGGAGUCAAAUUCUUCAGGAUUAAGAUGUACCCUGUGGAGGACUUCGAGGCCUCCUUCCAGUUCAUGCAGGAGUGUGCCCAGUAUUUCCUGGAGGUGAAGGAUAAGGACAUUAAACAUUCUCUGGCUGGACUCUUCGUAGAGAUACUGGUUCCUGUAGCUGCAACGGUGAAGAACGAGGUGAAUGUUCCGUGUCUGAGGAACUUUGUAGAAAGUCUGUAUGACACUACGCUGGACCUGUCCUCUAGGAAGAAACACUCUCUGGCUCUGUUUCCGUUGGUUACCUGUCUGCUGUGUGUCAGUCAGAAGCAGCUCUUCCUCAACAGAUGGCACAUCUUCCUCAACAACUGUCUCUCCAACCUCAAGAAUAAGGAUCCCAAGAUGGCCCGUGUGGCUCUGGAGGCUCUCUACCGGCUCCUCUGGGUCUAUAUGAUCAGGAUCAAGUGUGAGAGCAACACCGGAACACAGAGUCGUCUGACGUCCAUCACCACCACUCUGUUCCCUAAGGGCAGUCGUAGUGUCGUACCCAGAGACAUGCCACUCAACAUCUUUGUCAAGAUCAUACAAUUUAUAGCCCAGGAAAGACUCGAUUUUGCCAUGAAGGAGAUCAUCUUUGACCUGCUGUGUGUCGGGAAGCCUGCGAAAGCGUUCAGUCUCAACCCAGAGCGUAUGAACAUAGGUCUGAGGGCCUUCCUGGUGAUAGCUGAUGCCCUGCAGCAGAAGGACGGGGAGCCUCCCAUGCCCAACACUGGAGCCACUCUGCCCUCUGGAAACUCUCUGAAGAAGAAGAAGACUUACCUCAGCAAGACGCUCACUGAGGACGAGGCCCAACUCAUAGGUAUGUCUCUGUACUACUCCCAGGUGCGUAAGGCCAUAGACAACAUCCUGAGACACUUGGACAAGGAGGUGGGCCGCUGUAUGAUGCUCACUAACGUACAGAUGCUCAACAAGGAACCAGAGGACAUGAUCACAGGGGAGAGAAAGCCUAAGAUAGAUCUGUUCAGGACGUGUGUGGCAGCUAUUCCUCGUAUCCUCCCUGACAGCAUGUCCAAACCUGAACUCAUAGACCUUUUGUCACGCCUGACUGUCCACAUGGACGACGAGCUCCGCCUCAUCUCCCAGAAUUCCUUGCAGAGCCUGCUGCUGGAUUUCUCUGAUUGGAGGGAGGACGUCCUGUUUGGAUAUACACACUUCCUGCUCCGAGAGGUUCAGGAUACACACCAGGGUCUGCAGGACUCCUCCAUCAAACUACUGCUGCAACUGCUCACACAGUGGAGACUCACACUGCAGGUCCCUGGGAACAAACGGGCUGCUGAGGCCAGUCCCAGACUACCAGACCGUAGUCCUCACUGCUCAGUGCUUCAUGCUGUAGAAGGCCUGGCUCUGCUGCUCCUCUGCUCCUGUCAGACCAGCACACGCAAACUGGCUGUGUCUGUUCUCAGAGAAAUACGCAUUCUCUUCAAUACUAUAGGACACGCAGAGGAUGAUGACAAGCCUAUGAUAGAGGUGAUGGACCAGCUCAGUCCUGCUGUUAUGGACAGCUUUGUACACGUGGCCGUGUCCGACUCUUCCACCCUCCCUCUCAGCCACCACGUGGACCUACAGUGGUUGGUGGAGUGGACAGCCAGACUGGUGAGCAGUGCCUACGACGUGAAGAGUCCCAGCCAUGUAUGGAUCUAUGCCCAGUGUGUCAAAGACCCCUGGGUACUCUGUCUGCACAGCUUCCUGCGCCAGGAACACCUCCCCAAACUCUGCCCUACCGCUCUCAGCUACGCCUGGCCCUACGCAUUCACCAGGCUACAACUGCUGCUGCCGCUGGUUGACCCCAACAGUCCAGUGAAUGCUAAGAAGACCUCGUCGGCGGGCUCCAGUGACAGCUCCAUCUCUCUGUGGCGGAACUACCUGAUCCUGUGUCUGGGCGUGGCCAAACCCAGCAUCAUGUCACCUGGGCACCUGAGAGCCUCCACACCUGAAAUCACUGCUACCACACCUGACGGCAGUGUUACCUACGACAACAAGGUGAUUGGUACUCCGUCAGUGGCGUGGCUCCUGAAACAGCUGGUCCCUCUGAUGAGAGCUGAGAGCAUAGAGAUCACUGAAUGUCUAGUGCUGGGCCUUGGACGCACCAACGCACUGGUGUUCAGAGAAUUAGUGGAGGAGCUCCACCCACUGAUGAAGGAAGCCCUGGAACGGAGACCUGAGAAUAAGAAGCGUCGUGAGAGGAGGGACCUGCUCAGACUGCAGCUUCUCAGAAUCUUUGAACUGCUGGCCGACGCUGGAGUUAUCAGUGACAGUACUAACGGAGCGUUGGAGCGUGACAGCCUGGCGUUAGGAGCUCUUUUCUUGGAGUACGUGGACCUGACCAGGAUGCUGCUGGAAGCCGAGAACGACAAGGAGCUGGACGUCCUCAAAGACAUCAGGGCCCACUUCUCUGGCAUGGUGGCCAACCUCAUACAGUGUGUCCCUGUCCACCACCGGCGUUUCCUGUUCCCCCAGCAGUCUCUGAGGCACCACCUCUUCAUCCUGUUCAGCCAAUGGGCUGGCCCCUUCAGCGUGAUGUUCACGCCCCUCGACCGCUACAGCGACCGCAACCACCAGAUCACCAGAUACCAAUACUGUUCUCUGAAGGCGAUGUCCGCGGUGCUGUGUUGUGGUCCAGUGUUUGACAACGUGGGUCUCUCUACUGACGGAUAUCUCUACAAAUGGCUGGACAACAUCCUGGCCUGCCACGACAUACGGGUGCACCGUCUGGGCUGUGAGGUGGUGAUUCUGCUGUUAGAGCUGAACCCAGAUCAGGUGAACCUGUUUAACUGGGCUGUAGACCGCUGCUUCACUGGCUCCUACCAACUGGCCUCAGGAUGCUUCAAGGCCAUCGCUACUGUCUGUGGCAGCAGGAACUACCCAUGUGACAUUGUGACUCUGUUGAACCUGGUGCUGUUCAAGUCUUCAGACACCAGCAGAGAGAUAUACGAGAUCUCCAUGCAGCUGAUGCAGGUUCUGGAAGCCAAGCUGUGUGUGUACUCUAAGCGCAUGGUGGAGCAGAAGCCUGGUAACAUUCUGUAUGGGACCCAUGGACCUCUACCUCCUCUCUACAGCGUCUCUCUGUCCUCACUCUCUACACAGCUGGCCUCCAUGUACCCCGAGCUCACUCUGCCUCUCUUCUCAGAGGUGUCCCAGCGUUUCUCCACCACCCAUCCUAACGGCAGACAGAUCAUGUUGUCCUACCUGCUACCCUGGCUGUCUAACAUAGAGCUGGUGGAUACAGGCCUCCUACCCCCUGCUUCCAGCCCCUGUACCCCAGAAGAGGAGCCCCGUGGUCGGGCACACACCCUGGGUCUCGCCCCUCGGCUCCGGGGGAACGGCUGGGGCUCCCUCCAGGCCAGCUCUCUGGUCCUCAACAACCUCAUGUUCAUGACUGCUAAGUAUGGAGACGAGGUUCCAGGUCCAGAGAUGGAGAACGCGUGGAACGCCCUGGUGUCCAAUGAGAAGUGGAGUAACAACCUGCGUACAGCGCUCCAGUUCCUCAUCAGUCUCUGUGGAGUCAGCUCUGAUACCACGCUGCUGCCCUACAUCAAGAAGGUGGUGAUCUACCUGUGUCGUAACAACACCAUUCAGACCAUGGAGGAGCUGUUGUUUGAGCUGCAGCAGACAGACCCAGUCAACCCUGUGGUUCUGCACUGUGAUAACCCGCCCUUCUACCGCUUCGCAGCCAGUAACAAGAUGUCUGCUCACCACUCAGGCACUACGUCCAGCAGUAACACAGUAGUGGCAGGACAGGAGAACUUCCCAGAGACAGAGGAGUCCAAGCUGGCCAGAGAGAACGAGGAGAGGUCCAAGGCUCACAACAGACUGGAGUCUCGCUACAGUAACAGCUCAGGCGGUUCUUAUGACGACGAGAAGAAUGACCCUCUCCCCCCAGCUGGUUGGCUGCUGAGCGUCCUUGAAACCAUCACACCUAGCCGGCCCAUGCCAGUUAACAAAGUGAUGAAAACACUAGUCAACUACCUUCCUGAAACCAUCACACCUAGGGGACCACUACACAGGUGUAACAUAGCAGUGAUCUUCAUGACAGAGAUGGUGGUGGACCACAGUGUGAGAGAGGACUGGGCCCUUCACCUUCCACUACUGCUGCACGCCCUCUUCCUAGGUCUAGACCACUACAGGCCAGAGGUGUUUGAACACAGCAAGCGUCUCCUCCUCCACCUCCUCAUCGCUUUAUCCUGCAACAACAACUUCCAGGUGAUAGCCUCUGUGCUGCUGCUCACCAGAGAGAUCAGUGACAACAAAACACUCACCAUCAAAUCCAGCUAUCAGCCAGAGUACCAGUACUCAGGUGGUCCCGACUUCCUGCGGGAGUGGCAGGCGUCCCCGGUGGCUGACUCUGGCAUGAGCUCCUCCUCCAACUCUUCUUCUGCCAGUCUUGGCGGCGGCAGCACGGGGGGCAGUGUGGGUAACCUGCCCAUGGUAACCCCCGACGACCUGGAGGACCUAGAGGACACGGCCAGUGAGGCAGACAACAAGACCAACAAACUGAUAGAGUUCCUAACUACCAGAGCGUUUGGCCCGCUGUGGGUCCACGAAGACAUCACUCCUAAGAACCCCAACUGUAAGAGCUCUGACCAGCUGUCCAACUUCCUCCGACACGUCAUCUCUGUCUUCAAGGAGUCCAAGUCAGAUUUCCACCUUGAACAGCAGUUGAGUGAUGUAGCGUUGCAGACCGCUCUGUGCAGCUCGUCUCGUCACUACGCUGGGCGGAGCUUCCAGAUAUUCAGAGCUCUCAAACAGCCAAUCAACGCUCACGCUGUAUCCGACCUGCUCUCACGAUUGGUGGAGGUGGUGGGAGAGCACGGGGACGAGGUGCAGGGCUAUGUGAUGGAGGUGUUGCUGACUCUAGAAUCUGUGGUGGUGAACCUGGCUGAGUGUCUGAAGAACAGUGAUCUGAUGGCUGCUCUGACCAGGACCUCCUCCCCAGACUUCUUGACCAAUGAGAAGCUUGAGAAGCAGUUUAACAGGAAGAGCACUGGCCAGCUCAACCUGCCGGGGGUGGGGCUUAGCGGCCUCUCAGCCGAACGCAGCCGACACCAGCGGUCCUAUUCUGUACCCAAAAAGUUUGGUGAGAGCGGCAACCAAUCACACGAUCCGCCUCGCAGCGCUACCCUUGACCGCAUCCAGGCCUGCACCAAUCACGGCCUGGGCCGGCCCGGACGGAGUAUACACGCCUCCUCGGCGUCGACUAAUCGAAUUGAUCCUAGCGUGCUGUCUGAUCCUGCCCACGUGUCCCAUCCUUCGUCCCUAUUGGCUACGGUGUUCUGGGUGGCGGUGUCACUCAUGGAGUCAGAUUUUGAGUUUGAGUAUCAGAUGUCCCUAAGGCUGGUACACAAGCUGCUGUCUAAGGUGCCCCUGGACCGGGCGGAGAACCGUGAGCGUUUGGAGAAGCUGCAGGCCCAGCUGAGAUGGAGUGGUUUUUCUGGACUACAACAGCUGUUGUUAAAGGGCUUCACCUCCCAGACGACCUCUGACCUCACCCUGCAACUCUUCUGUCAGCUCACACCUGUCUCACGAGUCCCUGUAGUCGACACAUCACAGGCUAUAGGUUUUCCCCUGAAUGUGCUGUGUCUCUUGCCUCAUCUGGUGCAACACUUUGGCCACCCCACUCAGUUCUGCAAGGAGAGCGCUGAGAGGAUCGCACAGGUAUGUCUGGAGGAGAAGAACACCAAGCUGUCUCACCUGGCCCAUGUGAUGACCCUGUAUAAGAACAGGUCGUACACGCGGGACCCCUUCUCCUGGGUCAGCGUCGUGUGUCGCUAUCUCCACGAGGCCUUCGCUGACAUCACGCUCAACAUGGUCACCUACAUGGCUGAGCUCCUGGACAAGGGCCUACCCAGCAUGCAACAGUCAUUGCUCCAGAUCAUCUACUGUCUGUUGAGCCACAUGGACAUGACGGUUGUCCAGGUCAGACAGUUCAAUGCUGACGUCCUGAAGACCAUCGAGAAGUUUGUACAGACGGUCCACUGGAAGGAUGCGUUAAACAUUCUGAAGCUGGUGGUGUCUCGGUCAGCCAGUCUGGUCCACCCAGCUUAUAGCCACGCCCACGGUGACCUCUCUAACCUGGAGGUCAGUAGGAUCUGGGACGGAUCAGCAAAGGCCCUGCCCGGCAAGACACUGGACUUCACCUUUGACAUAUCAGAGACUCCAGUGAUCGGGCGGAGGUUUGAUGAGCUGCAGGGGUCAGGGGGUAGAGAGGGGAAGGCCAGGGCUGUGACCCGUAGCACCUCCUCCACCUCCUCUGGUUCUAACUCCAACACCGUCCUAGUGCCUGUCAGCUGGAGGAGGCCUCAGUCCUCACAGAAGAGAACUAGAGAGAAGCUGGUGAACGUUCUGUCUCUGUGUGGACAAGAGGUUGGCCUCACCAAAAACCCCUCGGUGAUCUUCUCGUCCUGUGGGGACCUGGACAUGAUGAUGGAGGUUCAGGGGAGCGGCGUGUCUUCGGAGGAGGGAGGAACCAGAGAAGAUACGCUGGAUGACACGGCGUCGGAGCAGCAGUUCAGAGUGUUCCGAGACUUUGACUUCCUGGAUGUAGAGCUGGAGGACGGAGAGGGCGAGAGCGUGGAUAACUUUAACUGGGGUGUACGGAGGCGUUCCCUGGACAGCACAGAGCUUGGUGACCUGUUAGAGGAGAGUCAACACUCAGGCAGCACCCCCAGUCUGGGACAAGAAGACCCACAGGACUCUGACCAAUCAUCAGAGGAAGAAGAGUCCUCUACCAGUCAGAGUCUGUCUCACUCACAACUGACUAAUCUCUCUCCGUCAGAGGAGACCAACCACACGGACUCUCUCUCUACGUCGUGCGACACCACGUCAGCCGACCCACAAUCCCUCAACGCCACCACACCAGGUACCAGCCAGGGACCUCCACACGACGAGCAGGGAGGACUACGGGGUGGUGAUGAUGAAGACACCCAGGGGCAGGACGAUGACCUGUCUCUCAGUGUAAACGACCUUCCCCAGGGCCAGGACGAUGACCUGUCUCUCAGUGUGAAUGACCUUCCCCAGGGCCUGGGAUCUGACCUGUCUCUCAGUGUGAAUGACCUUCCCCAGGCCCUGGGAUCUGACUGUUGGGAGGGGGAGAGCUUCACUCUGGACCUGGAACACCACGGUCACCAUGGACACAGCAUGGAGCUCUGUAGACCCCCGCUGGGGUUUCUAGACCCUAGCUGUCUGCCCAGUCUCCGUGAUGACGUGGAUGACCUAGAGGACCUUGGUUUUCCUCCUCCCCCCUCACCGUUCUUCUCCGCCAUCUUGGCUGCGUUCCAGCCCACUGUUUGUGACGACGCUGAGGAGGCAUGGCGUUGCCAUAUCAACCAGCUGGUAACCGACUCAGACGGAUCCUGUGCCGUCUAUACUUUCCACGUCUUCUCAUCGCUCUUCCAGAACAUCCAGACUAAGUUCUGUUCCCUGACCAGUGACGCAGCUGGUUACCUAGGAGACGGCCUGAGGGGCAUCGGGUCAAAGUUCGUGAGGUCAUCUGAGAUGUUGACAACGUGUUCCGACUGCCCCACGCUCUACGUAGACGCUGAUACGAUCAUCUCCUAUGGUUUACUAGAGAAGAUGAAGUUCAGUGUGUUGGAGCUGCAGGAGUAUCUGGACACCUACAACAACAGAGAAGAGGCCGCUGUCUCAUGGCUGAGGAACUGUAAGGACACGUUUCCCAGGUGCCCUGGCGAUGGCGUGAUUACCUGUCAGCCAGGAGACUCAGAGGAGAAGCAAAUGGAAUCUCUGGCACAACUGGAGCUGUGUCAGCGUCUCUACAAGCUUCACUUCCAACUGCUCCUCCUCUUCCAGUCCUACUGCAAGCUGAUUGGACAGGUCCAUGCUGUCAGCGCUGUGCCUGAGCUGCUUAACAUGUCUCGAGAGCUGAGUGACCUAAAGACCAGUCUAAGAGCAGCAGAGGCAGCGGUGGCUAGCAACCUGGAACACACACACCUGGCCCACACCCAGACCCAGGCCUCUGCCGCCCUGCCCAACUUCAGCUCCCCCGAGGCAGCCGUACAGGCCAUCCUGGAGUGCCUCAACAACCAGGAGUUCAGCAAGGCCAUACGCUACAUCCACGAGUGCAGGAGGCUGUGGCCUAACGGUGUGUUUGGCGGUGGGUCAGAGAGCGAGGUGCAGACCCUCCUCAAUGUCUACUUCCGACACCAGACCCUGGGCCAGACGGGGACCAUCGCCCUGGUUGGGUCACGCCAAGACCUCAGCCUUAUCUGUUCCAAGCUGCUGGAGCUCAACGGGGAGAUCCGGGACAUGAUCCGUCGCGCUCAGGGAUACCGGGUGGUCAACACCUACCUCCCCGACUCCUCUGCCUCAGGGACAAGCCUCUGACAGCAGCACAGGAGCCCCCCUCGUACCCCUCAUCCACCCUUAUUAGCCCGACAAACCUCAUCCUCCCCGUCACCCCUAUUGCCCCUGAUCUCGUCGCAGAUGGUGCUGUUACCCGCGACCAUAACACCACUACCACCAUCUCUACUGCCCCAAACCCAGCCUCACUUCUGGCCUCUCCCUCCAGCUCAACCAUAGACUUGUCUCUGCCCUUACUCAUAGACUUCUACUGGCCUCCCCCAGACCUCUUCAGACCCCACUGUGAGUGCACAAACAUACAUCAGGCCUCUCACACACACUCUUUACAGUGCAUUCCAAACCUCAGCCCUAACACACACACUCCACUCAAACCAGGUAACACAUUGCCCGACCUUACGCACACACACACAUUUCCUGCUAUCCCACCUCGUGGACCACACCUCCCGUACUCCCCUUACACACAUCCAGAACCAGUCUUAGACACACAAGGUCUGGCCCCUCUCCUUCCUCCUCUUCCUCCUGACCCAGCCCAAGGUGCAGAGGCGGGGUGGGGGUGCUGCUGCGCCAUCGGAGGGGAUGGUACACCCCUGUCCCGUUACCUGGGGAAGGUGGGUCACACCGCCUGGCCCCUACUCAGAGUGGGGGGGCUCCUGAACCCUAAACAACCCUCUGGUGUUCACACCUGAGGGUCAAUAUACCUGAUAGACUCACCUUAUGAUGCUAGUCAUACCUGAUGAUGCUGGCCACACCAGAAGAUUUCAACCACACCUGAUGAUUCUGACGAUACCUGAUGCUGACCACACCUGAUGAUGCUGGCCACACCUGAUGAUGCUGACCAUACCUGAAGAUUUCAACCACACCUGAUGAUGCUGGCCAUACCUGAUGAUGCUGACCACAUCUGAUGCUGACCACACCUGAAGAUCUCAACCACUCCUGAUGAUGCUGGCCACACCUGAAGAUCUCAACCACUCCUGAUGCUGGCCACACCUGAAGAUCUCAACCACUCCUGAUGCUGGCCACACCUGAAGAUCUCAACCACUCCUGAUGAUGCUGGCCACACCUGAAGAUCUCAACCACUCCUGAUGCUGGCCACACCUGAAGAUCUCAACCACUCCUGAUGAUGCUGGCCACACCUGAAGAUCUCAACCACUCCUGAUGCUGGCCACACCUGAAGAUCUCAACCACUCCUGAUGAUGCUGGCCACACCUGAAGAUCUCAACCACUCCUGAUGCUGGCCACACCUGAAGAUCUCAACCACUCCUGAUGAUGCUGGCCACACCUGAAGAUCUCAACCACUCCUGAUGAUGCUGGCCACACCUGUGGAUUAAAAGACCUAAGUCCCCGAGAGAGACCAAAGGACAUACAUGAAACACCUGAUGAACCUGAGGAUUUACCUGACCUGAUAUCAGAUUCAACCUGUGAAUGAAAAUACCUGAUCUCAGUGAAACCUUAGGAUGGGGGAAGUAUCUACCUGUUACCACCAGGUAACCUGGGGAUCCACUACCUGACGCCUCACCUGUGGGUGAAUGUCCCAGAGUCAUAGCUUCUAUUGCACUAACAUGGACUUCUGAGAGGAGAGGGGGAGCCGUUACUACUGAGAGAGACAUUCAAUUAUGCUGUUUAUCUGUGAGAGAGAGAGAUCGAGGCCAAGGACUGGAAGGUUGUAUAUCUCUCACCACGUGUGUAUCUACUGUUUAAAGAGUUUCUUUAGGGGAAAAUGUGCACUGCUUGACCUAGAGGAAAGCUGUAUUCUAGAAUCCACAGCCUCUACUUAGCAUUGGUUACCCAGACGAUGUUUAGUUCUACAACUGACAGAAGUGGGCAUUCACAAUAAAGACUGUUAGGAUCCGUCUGCAUCGCUGCCCCUACACAUGGAGCUGCGUGCUGCAUCGUGUGAAGAGACAGGACACAGACUAGUAUUCAUGUGUUUCAUCUUGUUGCCUGGUUUUCUGAACCUGAACGCUUCUCGUGUAUUAGUGAACCAGCUCCUCAAGACCACUGUAAGACUAGCCUACCUUAGACCAUUAUAUUGAUUAGUAUGUACACACUGGCUAUACGGUGUAGCAUAUUGUGGGUCUACGUAUACACACACCAUUUGUUACCGUGACCAUCCUAUAUUGUGAUGUGUGUGUAACUGACAUUGGGGGGGGGGGGGGUACAGUUGUACACACUAAAUACUCCGUCACAUGGAUGUGUGCUGACAUCCACUGGUUUAAAUGUUCUUAACUAAACAUGAGCUACUGUUCAAAUACCUGCUGGGCCCUGUUCCAAUACUUUUAAGUCCUUAACUUCCAUCCUGCCUUGAAGGAAUCACUGACCAGGGUGGUUAAGGUUCAAAUACUAGAGGUUUGAUACUAGUAAGGUCUGAUCAGUGGCCAAGGAAGGAUGCAUUUUAAAGUAUUGGAACAGGGCCAUAGACACUUCCUGUGGUGGUCAGUCGCUUUUGAUUCCUUUCUACACAAGUUCAGUCUAGUCUUAUCUAUACCCGAUGAAGCUCUAUCCUAUUCCUGACCAGCUUUAUAGAUUUUCCCCCACGUUCCUUCAAUUCAAACUGAUUUAACUGCCAUGCAUGUGUAUAUUGUAAUGGACGACAUGUAUUCAGAAGAUUCAUGUUUUAUCUGAUGCGUUUGUAUGAGAUGCAAAGGUUUGCGCGCGAGAGAAAGUGCGCAUCAAGAAAAAGCACAUUUUUAAAGCGUUGUAGAGGAAGACAGUUUUCACUUUGUAAAUAGUUUUACAGCUUUGUGAAGUCAUUGAGUUGAUGCCAUGUCUCAAAAUAAAGACCUCU
Molecule: messenger RNA, 13381 nt
Organism: Oncorhynchus nerka (sockeye salmon)
Lineage: Eukaryota; Metazoa; Chordata; Actinopteri; Salmoniformes; Salmonidae
Gene: fryb
Product: furry homolog b (Drosophila)
Biological process (GO): neuron projection development; cell morphogenesis
Cellular component (GO): cell cortex; site of polarized growth
Source: RefSeq, a predicted model, not a curated record